Scleropages formosus (Asian bonytongue) is the source of this 2306-nucleotide messenger RNA. RefSeq names its product DEAD (Asp-Glu-Ala-Asp) box polypeptide 39B (gene ddx39b). Lineage: Eukaryota; Metazoa; Chordata; Actinopteri; Osteoglossiformes; Osteoglossidae. Gene Ontology annotation, molecular function: ATP binding; RNA helicase activity; nucleic acid binding. The coding region runs from base 73 to 1386 and encodes 437 amino acids. The transcript has 12 exons. The record is from RefSeq and is a predicted model, not a curated record.
GGCGCUUGUUGAUGACGUCUGUUCGAAUGAGUCGACUCUUCGUAUUGGAGUGAAAGUGCAAGUCAUCUGACAAUGACGGAGAACGAUGUGGAGAACGAACUUCUGGACUACGAGGACGAUGAAGUGGAUGGAGGUGGAGGAGUUGGAGAUGGGGGCCUUGGAGGAGGCGCUGGAGACAGUCUGUCCCUUCGGAAGGAAGGGGUGAAGGGCUCGUAUGUGUCCAUCCACUCAUCAGGGUUCAGGGAUUUCCUGCUGAAGCCUGAGCUGCUGAGAGCCAUUGUGGACUGUGGGUUUGAACAUCCCUCUGAAGUUCAGCAUGAGUGCAUUCCCCAAGCCAUACUCGGCAUGGAUGUUCUGUGCCAGGCUAAAUCUGGCAUGGGAAAAACUGCAGUGUUUGUGUUGGCCACCUUGCAGCAACUGGAGCCUGUUACUGGACAGGUCUCAGUGUUGGUGAUGUGUCACACUCGAGAACUGGCCUUUCAGAUCAGUAAGGAGUAUGAGCGCUUCUCAAAGUACAUGCCUACUGUUAAGGUGGGAGUGUUUUUUGGGGGUUUGUCGAUCAAAAAGGACGAGGAGGUGCUGAAGAGGGAGAGUCCGCAUGUGGUGGUGGGAACCCCAGGCCGCAUCCUGGCCCUGUCCCGCAAUAAGAGCCUCAACCUGCGUCACAUCAAGCACUUCAUCCUGGAUGAGUGUGACAAGAUGCUGGAGCAGCUGGACAUGCGCAGAGAUGUCCAGGAGAUAUUCCGCAUGACACCCCAUGAGAAGCAAGUCAUGAUGUUCAGUGCCACCCUGAGCAAAGAGAUCCGCCCUGUCUGCCGAAAGUUCAUGCAAGAUCCAAUGGAAAUCUUUGUGGAUGAUGAGACCAAGCUGACCCUGCAUGGCCUGCAGCAGUACUACGUCAAGCUAAAGGACAAUGAGAAGAACAGGAAGCUCUUUGAUCUGUUGGAUGUUCUCGAGUUCAACCAGGUGGUGAUCUUCGUGAAGUCGGUGCAGCGCUGCGUCGCCCUGGCCCAGCUGCUGGUGGAGCAGAACUUUCCCGCCAUCGCCAUCCAUCGCGGCAUGCCGCAGGAGGAGAGGCUUGCCCGCUACCAGCAGUUCAAGGACUUCCAGCGGCGGAUCCUGGUGGCCACCAAUCUGUUCGGUCGAGGGAUGGACAUCGAAAGAGUAAACAUCGCCUUCAACUACGACAUGCCAGAGGACUCUGACACCUACUUACACAGGGUGGCCAGGGCCGGCAGGUUUGGGACGAAGGGGCUGGCUAUCACGUUCGUGUCCGACGAGAGCGAUGCCCGAACCCUCAACGACGUGCAGGACCGCUUCGAGGUCAACAUCAGCGAGCUCCCGGAGGAAAUCGACAUCUCCUCUUACAUCGAACAAACCCGAUAAAGAAGCAGAGGAGCCGUCAGCAUCUCCAUGCAAUGACAGAUUAUACACCACAACACUCCAGUAAUUAAUCCCCUAAGCUGUUAACGGAAAAUGGAUCAACUGCGUUCUAACUGGUGCUUUCGGAUGACGCCUGUAGCCAAGUGCCAGACGGGUUUCAAACGCCCGUUAGAUGUGACAGAGGCUGGAGGCUCGUUGACCAAGCAGGAAGGCCAAAGUGAGCAGCACGCGGCAUCAACAGGAAGAUGAGGGGAAGAGAGUGCGUCAAAGGAAACUUGAUUAAUGAAGGUUCGAAAAGGGAGGAUGGGAGGAAACGGGUAGAGACCAAAUGAAGCCUAUUAAAAGUGCAGAAAUACAGACAUAUUAAAAUAUUCAGUUUAUUCUCAAUGUAUUAAAGUUAUAAACAUAUCAGGCAGUGGCUUAUCACAUCACUAUUAGAAUAAAACCAAAAGAAAAUUUCUCCUAAAGAAUAGAAAUAAAUUUGUAUUACAUACUACUAUGCUUCACCCAGUCAAACACCACCAUGAAUUGCAACAAGAGACAUAAAAUAAUCAUUGGUUUUUGAACAAACCAAACUUUAAAUUCUUUGAGUGUCAUGGAACUAUACUGGUACUCAUCUGCAGUAGUGCACAGUACAGAACGCCAUUAUGUGGAGGUGGGGGGGUGUUAUACCGAUGUCCUAUGUCAUUUGUGAUUCUGGGUUAUAUUUCAGUAUGGGCUUUGAAAGUUUGUUUAUAAAGUCUGGUAAAGUAAAUUCAGGAAGUAUGACAAUAGUUUUAUGGUUUUAAUUAAAUCAAAUUGAACAGCAAUUAUCCAGAAUGCUAGAUUUCAUUGUCAGUAAUGAGAAUACACAUGUAGGACCCCCUCUCUGCCCCCACAAAAAUACUUGAUUGCAAGAGACAGAGAACAAAAAAAAAAAAAAA